Molecule: messenger RNA, 1773 nt
Organism: Exophiala viscosa
Lineage: Eukaryota; Fungi; Ascomycota; Eurotiomycetes; Chaetothyriales; Herpotrichiellaceae
Product: cytochrome P450 oxidoreductase
Exons: 3
Coding region: 146-1747 (533 amino acids)
Molecular function (GO): oxidoreductase activity, acting on paired donors, with incorporation or reduction of molecular oxygen; iron ion binding; monooxygenase activity
Source: RefSeq, a predicted model, not a curated record
ACUAUCCAUUCGGCAGUUGCACGGACGGAGUAUACCCAUCAUAACAUGAAGAUGCCCAAAGAUGCCUAUGCUUCGAUCAACAUGCCUCGUGUAUCUCAAAAUUGUGCCACUUCCUCCAAAAGGUCUCCUUAGACACUGAAACGACAUGUUCAUCGAUUCCAUAUUGGCUCCGUGGAGAGACCAUCCAUACGUGUUUGUGUGUUGGGCGCUCGUCGUCCUUGUCGCCGGCCGAGCUCUCUUCAACAGAUAUGGCCGUGGCAUUUCACACAUUCCCGGUCCGUUACUGGCCUCAUGUACUGACCUUUGGCGCGUCUUUGUGGUAUGGCGCCGCCGGCCCGAACUCGAGCACAUCAGACUGCAUCAGAUACACGGCUCUUUGGUCCGUCUGGGGCCCCGAGCCAUCUCGAUAUCGGAUCCCGCCGCGAUUCAGGUCAUAUAUGCCUUGAACUCUGGCUUUGUCAAGUCCGAGUUUUACCCUGUGCAGCAGACAAUCGCAAAGGGCCGUCGCCUGUUUACCUUGUUUACCUCCACCGAGGAAGCCUUCCACGCCAAAUUGAGGAGGGCCGUCUCCAAUGCCUACGCUAUGAGCACCUUGGUACAAUUCGAACCACUCGUCGAUACCACCACACUGGAGUUCCUCAAUCAAUUGGAGAAAAGGUUUGCCAAUAAACCCGGAGCGGACGGAGUAUGCGAUUUCGGCAAUUGGCUGCAAUACUAUGCCUUUGACGUGAUAGGCGAGCUCACAUUCUCAAAGCGCAUUGGCUUUAUGGACAAUGGAGGUGACGUGGACCAUAUCAUUGGCGAUCUCCAAUGGCUGCUGAAUUACGCCGCUGUGGUCGGCCAGCUUCCGAUCCUGGAUAGCCUACUUCUCAAAAAUCCCAUCCGCCUGACGGCUAGUAGAUACAAUCUGCUGAACGCCAAUUCACCUGUGGCCAACUUCGCCAGAGCGCGUAUUGCCAGCCGGCCGGACGUAGCGGAAGGCCGUGAAAAGAUACCCGAAGCCUCCAACGGUAAACCAGGACGCCGGGACUUCUUGUCCAGGUUUUACGAGGCUCACAGAAAGGACCCCGAAUUCAUGACGCACGAGAGAGUUCUUGCUGUGACAGUGGCCAACAUGUUUGCGGGUUCGGAUACGACAGCCAUAACCCUACGUGCGCUCUUUUACAAUCUGUUGAGACACCCGGACGACAUGAAAAGCCUCAUGGCAGAGUUAUGGGCACAGAAAGAUCAGGGUGUGUUUCAGAACGCGGAGGGCCUAGUGGAUUGGAAUGAUGUCCGGGAGCUCCCGUUCCUCAGCGCGGUGAUCAAGGAGACAUUGCGGUGUCAUCCUGCAGCAGGCCUCACGCUAGAGCGCAUCGUUCCUGCUGGAGGAGUGACCCUGUGUGGAGAAUUCAUUCCUGCUGGGACAAUCGUGGGCUGCAACGCCUGGACGGUUCACCGAGAUUCUCUCUUCGGAGAAUGCACAGAAGAGUUCCGGCCUCAACGAUGGCUGGACGCUUCGCUCGAGCAAAGACGACUGAUGGAAAACUCUAUCCUCUCGUUUGGGGCAGGGGCAAGGACAUGCAUUGGCAAGAAUAUCAGCUUGUUGGAGAUAUACAAACUGGUGCCUGCUGUUUUGAUGAGAUUCGAGCUCGAAUUGGCAGAUCCAUCAAAGCCUUGGAAAUUGCACAAUGCAUGGUUCAUCAAGCAGGAAGGCUUCGAGGUGAGACUCAAGACCAGAAACACAAAGGCAUACCUAGCUCGCUAGGUAGAUAGAAAUCUGUCUUAUCGGCC